AGUUUGGCAACAGCGCAUUAACCAACAGUUGGAAAGUUGAAAUGUCAUUAAAGAGAGGUAACCUAAAAUAAUGUUUGUUAUUAUUAGGACCUACAUUUAAAAAUAUGUUCGCACAGACAAAGCGUUUUGUUUGUAUACAUACUGCGUGCAAUGCAGUAACGUACCUUAUGGACACAACGGAUUAAUUUCGCAAUUGCCACAAAAAAAAUGGAAAGAUCAGAAUCAAGCGAUUCCGAUUCAAAUUCAUCGACUUCAUGGGUCUUUGUACCAGAUGACGCGCCGCUAGUUGACAAUAACGCAAAUGCUUUUCAUUUAGAUUGCUCACGAGAACCCAUUCAAGAAUUAACUGAACAAGAUUUCGCAUCAGCCGGGUCUGAUUUUGAAACCGAAUCAGACGGAGUGAGUAUCAUUAGUGAAAGUGAUGCAACUAGUGGAGAAUACGAAAGUAGAACCUGUGAGAAUACCAGUGAACUGAAAGACCAAUGCGAAACACUUUACAGCGAUAUUUCAACCAUUAAAAAAGUUGACUCGACAUUGCUAAGUCAGGCAAAGAGGUUUUUGACCAGUAGCAAUAUCGUAGGAGUGGGCGUUGUACUUACGGCUGUCUUCUUGGGUUCCUACUCUUUCAAGAAGGUUACAGUCCCAGAUGUCACUGAUUUUAUUGCCACUAAUGUUGACAAAAGUGAUUAUUCCGAUUUGCCAUGCAAAAGCUCUGUCAACUUAGAUGAAAUUGUAGACAUUACUAUUGCGUGUACUUACAGCGGCAAGGAAAGCAAAGUUCUUAUUAAAAACAAACAAAUUAAGCAAUGCGUAAGAGACAGGUAUGGAAACACAGUUCCGCUAAAUCCCAUUGAUCAGAGGAAGAUUAAUGAUGAGGUUACUCCACUACUCCAAAAUAAAAUAGAAAAGCUAGCUGAAAACAAAUUUGACAUGCACACUCCAGACAAGAUAAAUAAAAAUAAACAAGAAAGCGCGGAAAUUUCAACAAGACAUAAACGUAAGUCUAGAGAUGUGCCUUUGAAAGUAACUACAUUUGAGAAACCUCCCAAAUCUAAAAUCUUCAAAACAAUUAAAGAAACCAAAAGUAGCAAAGUAAAAGGGGUUGAACAAAGUGGAGAAUGGUAUACCAACAUGCAUAAAGCUAGACAGCACUCUAGGAAGCAAACCAAUAAAGCUGGGAUUUAUAUUGCUAAAAGGGUUAAAAAUAAGUGGUAUUUUAAAUGGAUGAAAGGUCGCGAAGAAUUACGGCGCAGAAAUAUUUACAAGCCUUAUUCGAGUUACUUGAAUAAUUAGGAUUUGUAAAUGAGAGGAUUUAUUUUUGUAUGGCAUGUAAAUAGUGUUAUGUACGUUAAUUUUUUUAAAUUUGGGUAGAAGUUUCCCAUUUUAGAAUGUGAUGUUUUUAGAUCCCUGUGAAUUUUCUUUACAAAUAAAUAACUAAAUAUGUAA
Photinus pyralis (common eastern firefly) is the source of this 1446-nucleotide messenger RNA. RefSeq lists its product as uncharacterized. The coding region runs from base 208 to 1293 and encodes 361 amino acids. Lineage: Eukaryota; Metazoa; Arthropoda; Insecta; Coleoptera; Lampyridae. The transcript is spliced from 3 exons. The record is from RefSeq and is a predicted model, not a curated record.